Acytostelium subglobosum LB1 is the source of this 1506-nucleotide messenger RNA. RefSeq lists its product as hypothetical. The record is from RefSeq and is a predicted model, not a curated record. Lineage: Eukaryota; Evosea; Eumycetozoa; Acytosteliales; Acytosteliaceae. Bases 1 to 1506 code for a protein of 501 amino acids. The transcript has 2 exons.
AUGAAGAAAGUUAUAAAGAGGAGAGUGGCCUCUAGUUUAUUAAAGUUUAGUCCAAGGUCAAUAGUUACAACAUAUGGACCAAGGUCUAAUGACCCACUUCCAGUACAACUUCAAAAGUACCUAAUUUCUUAUCUAUGGUCAUUACUUCAUUACAAAGAAGUAAAGGAGGACACAAGAUUCCUUCUAUCUUUGGCGUUGGUCUCCAAGAGAUGGCUCGAAUGGACAGCUGACAUUCUUGGUCAACAUGCCGAGGUGACCGAUGAUCAACUCACAGACAGCGCCUUUCUCAAGCACCUAGCCAAGAGACAACCAGGAGUACCUGUACCCAACUACUCACUGCGAAACUUUAACAAGUUUGUCGCUCACAAGUAUAUACCAAUCAAGUUUGCCAACAACAAGCAACGUGACACUCUGAGAACAUUGCUCUUUGGACGUUUGGAACACAUCGAGUGCGAUAUAUCCAACAAACCAAUACCAAAGAACUACUUUGAUCAGAUCGUUGAUGGUUUGAUAAAGACCGGAUGUAAUCUUACGACGUUCACCUAUAGGAACAUGUCAGAGUCGUUGGCACCGACACUGAACUGUCUGGAUUUGGUUUCCAAGAGUCUUACUUCACUAUCGAUCAACACCACCAAUCUCGACUCGAGCUCAUCAACGAUUGCCUCCUUUAUCAAGAGUCGGGCACCAACACUACGAACUCUUCUCAUCUCUACGUUCUAUCAGGACGCACCACAGCCCCACUUCUAUUUGGACCUCUUCUCCACCAAGUACCCAGAGUUGACUACCAUUCACUUUGGUGUGGUCUCUCAUACUGACACCACAAUCUUGAGUGGACUGAGUAGUACAAACUUUCCAAAGCUUCAAGACAUUGGUAUCUAUUGGACCAGCAUGUCAGUUCAGGAGUACAGUCAAGAGUUUAUCAAAUUCCUAUCUGAUCCUCCAUUCAAACGACUAAACACCACGCUUAGUCUCACUCCACUGAUGGUAACACAACUGGCACACAACAAGACAAUCGAGAAGUGGAAAUUCAGAGUGAACCGCACCUAUCCAGAUAUUCAAUUCAACAGUGCCAUCAGAACAUUGUCCUUGAACUUCACCUCGAGAUUCAAUGAGGAGAUUGACCAAACAGCUGCAGCCAACUUUGUUACGAUGCUUUUGACCAACAUCUCACAACAGUGUCUCCAACUUAGACACCUCUCGAUUUGGGGUCUACUACCGGUGCACUUCCAAUCGUUUAUCAACUUUUUAAGAUCACCUCUUGGCAGUCAGUUGGAGCGAAUUGGAUUCUCAUCCCAAAGAUCAAUGGUAGCUCACAUUGACUAUAGUGUUGUCAUACGAGAGCUAUCUAUGAUGACCAAUCUCCUAAAGCUUGAGGUCAAUGAUGUGGCUAGUGGGGAACAUGUCGACCAAAUUGAGGCCAUCAUGGAACAGUCAUCAAAUAUCCAAAAGGUGAAUCUAUACUACUCCUCACAACUUACUUCUCCAUUCGUCUCGUUGUUCUUUUAA